CAUCCUGGAGAUUUAGAUUUGAUCAUCCUCUCUUGGCUGAAACUCUAUAACUGGUUUCCUAGCAACCACUGCUGGUCUGACAACAAACACCAAAGCCAGUUUUUCAGCACUACUGUAUGUCAAUCAGUGGCAUUUGAUACUUUCUAAACUUUAGAAAUGCCUAAUAAUGUCUGAGAACAUCGCUUCUAAUAUUCAGAAUGAUACUUUCUUGUUGAUGGAGAAUUAUGAGAAGUGUGCCAGAAGAAUUCAGUCAUACUGGAGAUCGUUUAGGGACAGACGGCUCUUCAGACUCAUGACGAAUACUCUACGCUCCGCGGAGCAGUUUCCGGCUUUGACAGUUCUGCAUCAUCUCAGUCCCAGAGAAGCAGAACUCCUGAAAGACCCCAGUCUAAAGUGCAAGAUCCGAUUCAGGUUUGCAGGUCCUCGAUUUCCACCUUCUGUUGUGUUCAAGAUUUUCCACACUGGAGGAGGACGACACUAUCUGUCUGGCCAAAAAGCCUUUGCUCCCUCCAACCAGGCCACAGCAGACACCUGCAGAAUGAUGGGAAAUAGAGCAUUUAUGGAUCUCAUUUCAGUGAACGAGAUUCACAAAGCCGCUGUUGAACCACAAGACGUGAUUUGCAUGAGAGACUAUAUGCAGUACUCCAGCCACAUGGAUGAGCUUCCAGCACGUCUAGGUGGCAGAGAAAACGGAUGGAGGUUCCUGUCUCUGAAGGUGCUGUCCCGCGACAUUGUGCUCAGAGGAGGCGUAAAGCCUGGAAUGAGAGGUUUUAGUGUAGGCAAACUGAAUCCGGUCCUGCCGUUAAGACAUCUUGCCCGCUCUGAUUUUGCCGGACAGCAGCUCUCACACAGAGGUUUUCUGACCUCCACACGACGCUCUGCCCACGCUCAAAACACUUCAGCUCACAAGAGACGCCUCUACGGCCUGCCUGAGACUGAAAGAGUGUUAAAUGAACAUAUGGACAGCAUUAAUAACCAUGACGUGAAGAAACAGAACGGGACAACUGAGAAAUGGGGCAUCAAGAUAGUUCUCCCAUUCGUUGAAACUGAAGAAUAUGACGACAACUCAUCUGAGUCUGAAUGGGAGGAAGAGGCAGAGAAACUGUGCGACUGGUCUAAACAACUGGAUAUAGAUGCAGUCGACACACCUGAGCUCAUUUAGAUAGAGAAACAAUGUUUUACACUAGUAGAUACCUUGAUUAAAGGAUGCAUUUCAAGUAUAA
Molecule: messenger RNA, 1223 nt
Organism: Megalobrama amblycephala (Wuchang bream)
Lineage: Eukaryota; Metazoa; Chordata; Actinopteri; Cypriniformes; Xenocyprididae
Gene: lg4hxorf58
Product: linkage group 4 CXorf58 homolog
Exons: 7
Coding region: 167-1162 (331 amino acids)
Molecular function (GO): protein binding
Source: RefSeq, a predicted model, not a curated record